CUGCUUUGCCACUCCUGAAACAUUGAGGAUGUUUUCUGCCGCUGUCGGAUGUCUCACUGUUUCAUGUUUAUAUACUUGAACAGAUGAGUAUGUGACUGAGAAACAAAUCACACAGUUCAACAUUUCUGACUGGGUGUGUGUAGGAAUUACAAAACCGAUCACAGAGCAGAUCACCGAACAUCUCUGAACAAGCUGUAACAAGAACAACCUGUUGUCUGAAUGCCCAAAAUGGUUUCUGGAGUUGUACGCGUUGUCCUGUUCUCGAUCCUUGGUAUAGGAGGAUUUCUGACGCUGUUUGUAAUGUACUAUCAAUCAGCUCCAUCUCAGAUCUGCCCUCCCCAACCUGCUUUGCCACGUCAUUACUCAAAGUCACCUGAGAACAGCUCAUUGUCUAAGAAGCAGCCAGAGCCAGACAAGCCCAUCAUGCUGUUGUGGUUCUGGCCAGAAAACCGCAGGUUUGAUUUUAGAGAUUGCACCACUUUCUUCAACAUUGAUGGCUGCCAACUGACAGAUGACCGGUCUCUGUACAACAAGGCAGAUGGGGUGCUCAUCUUUCACAAAUCCAUCAAACAUGAUUUAUCCAACUUGCCUCCAUCACCUCGACCACCAUUCCAGAAGUGGAUCUGGUAUCAUGUGGAAUCACCUACAAACACAAUUAGAAUACCUGGUCUAGAGAACCUUUUCAACUUGACCUUGAGUUAUAGGGAAGAUGCAGACAUCCCUGUACGUUGGCGCUUAACUGCAAGGAAAGGCCAGGGUGAGGACUUUGUGCUGCCCAAGAAGGAUAAAUUAGUUUGCUGGAUUGUGAGUAACAAUAACCCUGCAACUGGAACAGCAGUAAGGGAUAACUAUUACAGAGAACUUGUCAAACAUAUUAAGGUGGAUGUCUAUGGAAAAGCCUUUGCAAGAUUCUUGAGAUAUGAGGACUACUUCUCAACACUCUCCAGCUGUAAGUUCUACCUCUCCUUUGAGAACUCAGUCCACAAAGACUACAUCACUGAGAAGCUUAACGGACCACUUGUAGCAGGAACUGUGCCAGUAGUAUUGGGCCCACCGAGACAGAACUAUGAGGACUUUGUCCCGGGAGAUUCCUUCAUCCAUGUUAAUGAUUUUCCCAAUGCAAAAGCCCUGGCUGAAUUCCUCCUGAAGUUGGACAAGGAUGAUGAGGCAUAUCUGCGCUACUUUCAGUGGCGUAGAAACUUAUUUGCUCAGCAACAUCUAAUUCAACUGAGUCAAGAGUUCAUCCAAUCUAUUUGUUAUGCCUGUGACCAUAUAGGCAAACAUAAGGAGUACAGGGUUGUUCCUGAUCUUUACAAAUGGUAUUUGGUUUAAUUAGUCUCCUCUGAUUAGCUAUUACCAUCACUGGUGUAGUCCCCCCUCCCCAGAUAUGAAAAUGAACAGGUUAUGAACCAUGACUAAAAUGUUUAGAAUUACAGGAAAUUAGCUGUAAAACUGCAAAGUUUUCGCACAGCCUUAUGGCAAAGUGUGUAGAAUAUCACAAAAUGUGCUUAAAAAUGUACAAUUCUCUCAAAAUGUAAAAUUCUCUAGCAUGAGAUCACCUAUUAAACUUCACAUGUUUUUGCGAUACUGCGGUAG
This is a messenger RNA of Oncorhynchus mykiss (rainbow trout), 1596 nucleotides long. Its product is annotated as 4-galactosyl-N-acetylglucosaminide 3-alpha-L-fucosyltransferase 9. NCBI's taxonomy places the organism in Eukaryota, Metazoa, Chordata, Actinopteri, Salmoniformes, Salmonidae. Gene Ontology annotation, cellular component: membrane. Gene Ontology annotation, molecular function: alpha-(1->3)-fucosyltransferase activity. The record is from RefSeq and is a predicted model, not a curated record.